AUGGGUUACUACUGCGAUUACAACGGGUACUGCUACACUACCCGACCAAACUAUACAUUGAUCUUCGUUGGAGUUGGUGUCUCUCUAUUCCUUUCCUUAUUGUGCUGCUAUAUCCGACAGCGCAACAACAACGGAGCGCCAGCAGGAACGAUAGUGGCACCUGGAGGAACAGUCACAGGCCCUCCAGUCUAUGUCGCUCAGGGCGCACCAUACCCGCCCGAAGGCGGAAACAACAACUACAUGUACCCGCUUCCGGAAUACCAACCGCCGAUGUACCCUCCACCUGCUGCAGGCGUCACGGACCCGACCUACCAGCCUAAAAUGGGGGAUAACAACACGACCGUUGUGCAGAUGACUGAUCCCUGGUCUCCGCCUACUCCACCUGUGCUUGCGGCUGGACCGCAGCAUCAGCAUAUGCAUGCCCCGCACAACCCGCACACACAACACCACACACCUUACUGA
Fimicolochytrium jonesii is the source of this 462-nucleotide messenger RNA. RefSeq lists its product as uncharacterized. The coding region runs from base 1 to 462 and encodes 153 amino acids. The transcript has 2 exons. NCBI's taxonomy places the organism in Eukaryota, Fungi, Chytridiomycota, Chytridiomycetes, Spizellomycetales, Powellomycetaceae. The record is from RefSeq and is a predicted model, not a curated record.